UUCGGCAUAACAAACCAAUGCGUGGCAUAUUUAUGCGGAUUUGUAAUGUUAAACUCUGCAUCUAUUUUACUGAGUCCGUAGCGCUGCAGAGAGGGUGCUAAAAUCACACCCCGAAAUAUUUAGUGUAAGCCACAGCUCGGGGACUGUCCGUUUUUCAUUUCAGCCCGCUGAGCGAGCAGCAUAUGGCCAUGCAGUCCGUACUGAACACGGUCCGGAGGGCCGCCCUGGGCGUGGCUGAUCAGCUGAUUCCUCUGCCGGGGGAAUCCUGCUUCCGAGAGCGUGGCAUGCUGACGCCGGACGAAUUUGUCGAGUGCGGCGACCAGCUGGUGCACAGCUGCCCCACCUGGUCCUGGGCGUCAGGCGAGGCGGCGCACGCCAGACCCUACCUGCCGGCCGACAAGCAGUUCCUCAUCACUCGCAACGUGCCCUGCCACCGCCGCUGCAAGCAGCUGGACCACGACGAGGCGCAGGAGCGGCUGAUCGCGCCGCUCGACGGCGAGGACGAGGGCUGGGUGGACACGCACCACUUCAGCACGGCCGCUGCGGGCGAGGAGCGCGCCGCGCGCAGCAUGGAGGCCCCCAGCGCGGACGGCGAGCCGGGCGACAUGGAGGAGUUCGAGGAGAGCGCGCUGGAUGACGCGACGCGCACGUAUCACCUGAACAUCACCUAUGACAGAUACUACCGCACGCCGCGUCUCUGGCUGCAGGGGUUCGACGAGAACCGCCAGCCGCUGACGGCCGAGCAGAUGUACGAGGACUUCAGCCAGGACCACGCGCACAAGACCAUCACCAUGGAGGCGCACCCGCACCUGGUGGGGCCGCCGCAGGCAUCCAUCCACCCGUGCAAGCACGCCGACACCAUGAAGAGGCUCGUGGAGACGGCUGAGGAGGGCGGCCGCCAGAUCUCCGUCCAGAAGUAUCUCAUCGUCUUCCUCAAGUUCAUGCAAGCCAUCAUUCCGACCAUUGAGUACGACUUUACGCAGAACAUCCAGUUGUGA
Messenger RNA from Pollicipes pollicipes, 998 nucleotides. Its product is annotated as ubiquitin-like-conjugating enzyme ATG3. Gene Ontology annotation, biological process: autophagy of mitochondrion; nucleophagy; glycophagy. Gene Ontology annotation, molecular function: Atg8-family ligase activity. Gene Ontology annotation, cellular component: phagophore assembly site; cytosol. The record is from RefSeq and is a predicted model, not a curated record. The transcript has 8 exons. NCBI's taxonomy places the organism in Eukaryota, Metazoa, Arthropoda, Thecostraca, Pollicipedomorpha, Pollicipedidae. Bases 183 to 998 code for a protein of 271 amino acids.